AAGUCUUGCCGAACAUACGCAUAAUACGUUUGUUUGUAAAAUCUUCGGAACAAACUCUCGCGAUUCUGCCAGCAUUUGGAGUUCUGAAACCUUGCCAAUUCUCACAAACCGGGGGGAGUAUGAUGGGUGAAAUGAUAUUUCGACUGACUUCUGGAAGACGAGCAAUAUCAACACUUCCUAGUUUAUGCGAACGAAUUAAGCAAACAGAUAAUGAGAUCGUCAAAAUGUUUCUUGUACAAAAUCCAGUAUCUGACUCACAAAUUUCUUCUUCAAAUCGGAAGGGUUCUGCUCGGAUGUUAGAUGAGCGAUUUAUUAGGAUUUUGAAAAUAUUCAAGUGGGGGCCUGAUGCAGAAAGGGCUAUGCAAGUGCUGAAGCUAAAGGUGGAUCAUAGAUUGGUAUGUGAAGUUCUUAAAAUAGAUGUUGAUAUAAAUGUGAAGCUUCAGUUCUUUAAGUGGGCAGGGAAAAAGAAAAAUUUCGAGCAUGACUCUACCACUUACAUGUCUUUGAUCAAUUGUUUGCUUGAAGCUGGAUCAAUUGGUGAACUGUGGAAGACAAUUCAAGACUUUGUACGUAGCCCGUGUCUUAUUAGUCUGUCUGAUUUUUCUGAAGUUCUGAGGGUUCUAUGCCAGGCUAAGAUGCUGAACAAAGCAGUCUCAAUCUUCUAUCAGAUCAAAAGACAUAAGUGUAAACCAGCUGCAAGUAAUUACAAUUCUAUCAUCUUGAUGUUGAUGAAAGAAGGUCAUUAUGAAAAGGUGCAUGAGCUUUAUAAUGAAAUGUGUAAUGAUGGUAGUUGCUUUCCUGAUACAAUAACAUAUGGGGCUUUGAUACAAACAUUUGAAAAACUGGGUCGAAAUGACUCUGCUGUGAGGCUGUUUGAAGAGAUGAAGGAGAAUGGCUUAGUUCCUAACGCUAAGAUUUACACAACAAUAUUGGCCAUUUAUUUCAAGCUGGCUAGAAUCGAGAAGGCACUGGAUCUGGUUAAAGAAAUGAAAGGAAGGGGUUGUGCUCUAACUGUAUACACGUAUACUGAGUUGAUUAAGGGACUUGGUAAAUUUGGCCGAGUGGAUGAUGCUUAUGACACUUAUUUGAGUAUGCUAAAAGAGGGAUGCAAGCCAGAUGUUGUCUUAAUUAACAACUUAAUAAAUGUUUUGGGGAAGAAUGGUCAUUUACCUGAGGCCCUUAAAUUGUUUGAAGAAAUGGAAUCUUUGUUGUGUACCCCAAAUGUGGUUACAUAUAAUACAGUGAUCAAAUGUUUAUUUGACACCAAUGCUCCAGCAGCUCAGGCUGCUGCAUUGUUUGAGAAAAUGAAAGCAACUGGGAUUGCUCCUAGUUCCUAUACUUACUCCAUUCUGAUUGAUGGCUUUUGCAAGAAGAAUAGAGUUGAGAAGGCUUUGAUGCUUCUCGAAGAGAUGGAUGACAAGGGUUUCCCUCCUUGCCCAGCAGCAUAUUGCAGUCUGAUUAAUACCCUUGGAAAAGCAAAGCGUUAUGAUGCUGCAAAGGAGUUGUUCCAGGAGUUGAAAGAAACAUGUGGUACUUCAAGUGCUAGAGUAUUUGCUGUAAUGAUUAAACAGUAUGGUAAAAGUGGCUGUCUGGAUGAAGCUGUGGAUCUGUUCAAUGAGAUGAAGAUGCUUGGUUGCAGUCCCGAUGUAUAUUCUUAUAAUGCCCUCAUGUCUGCGUUGGUGAGGGCUGGCAAAAUAAAUGAAGCACAAAUGCUGCUUCAGACUAUGGAAGAAAAUGGCUGUGCACCAGAUUUGAACUCUCAAAAUAUAAUUUUGAAUGGGUUGGCUCGUACAGGUGGUCCAAAACAAGCAAUGGAAAUGUUUGAGAAGAUGAAGCAUUCAACCAUCAAGCCAGAUGCUGUUUCUUACAAUACUAUGCUUAGUUGCCUUAGUCGUGCUGGUAUGUUUGAGGAAUCUGUAAAGUUGAUGAAAGAGAUGAAUAAUAGUGGUUUCAAGUAUGACUUGAUUACCUAUUCAUCACUACUUGAGGCGGUGGGAAACAUUGAUGAUGACCCAACUCCACCAACUAUUUCGUAAUAAGAGGAUCUAGAUCCUCAAUCUCCGUCCUCUGCUCAAGUUAUUCCUUAUAUUCUUCCCGAUUCAUAUCAGAAACAUCCUCUUCUUCAUCAUCAGAACUUGAAACAGACGCAGCAAUACAGGCUUUCCCCUUAUCUCCAGAUUGGAGGAUAGCAUCUCCCAUGGAGGUUGAGGAGUUACCCACCAUCUGAGGUUGUUUCCAGUUCUGCCUCCUUCGGAUUACCACUGUUGGUGCACGUUAGCAAAUGAGGCUUAACGUACUCCUCAGGAGAGUUCUAGGAGAGUUUUUUUUCCUGUAACUUAUGAAUCUUAGCUGCUAGAUUAUCCCUAUGCAUUUCUUCAGCUUACCUCUGAUUACUGUGUUGAAACUCGAACCCUUGAUACUCUGGCAAGAAUAAGGAUACUUGAUACUUCUUUUUUGAACUAAAAUUAUGGAGUUCCGUAACAAGAUGCUCGAGUCUACACUUGGACAAAUACUCAGGUUCUGGACUAGGAAGAAGAAAGAGAUCACCAUUGUCACCUACUGUGCAUUUUUGUUUCAAACCCUGCCACAGUUUGUGUUCGAUUGCCACCCGUCGACAAAAAACGAGAUUUGCAAAUUCUAAUGAUCUUAAACAACAGUUUGAUUGGGGUAGCUGCUGCAACAAACCAUCCUGGAAGAAUUCCUUUUGGACUAACUCACUACGUGACCUUGUAAAUGCAAAACAAGAAUCUCAUGACAGUCAGUUUCAAGAGAAUGGUGGAGGAAAUCGAGAAUAGAAUAAUAUUAGGUUUUGUUAGCAAUUCAUUCAUCAUCAAUAUGGAUUUUAUAUAAACAUGUCACGAAUCACGAUUGAGUUGUUUCGAUUCAUUUUGGGUUUGACACUAAGGGUCAAUUUAAAAAAUGUAAAUUACUCCAUUUGAUCUUAUUUGCUUUUCUGAUCUGGAAUAUGGGAAGAAACCAAGGAGCGUAGUAAAAAGAUGAAAGAUUAUAAUGUUGUGUAAUUCUUAAUUGUUGGGAGUAAUGAUUAUGUGCUUUGAAAAUUGGAAAUUGCAUCUAUAGGAAAGAGAUAAGAAUGGAAGAAGUCUUUUAACAUUGAAUAUAGAGGGAGAAGUUCUUAUGAGUGAUUGAGAGCUUGUUAAAUCUUAAAUGUGGAAGAUUAACCCUAUGUGAAAAAGUUGUUAGAAAAUUAGUUGGUUAUAACUUGAAAAUAUCAGUGCAGAACUUAAAAAUUAUCUAAAAACUAAUUGGAUCAGUCAGGUCUUAAUCGAAUCAAGUUCAGUCAGAUUUUCGAUCAGUUUAAGUUAUUGGCGGGUCUAAUUAUUGUUUAUGAUUCAUAUUUUACUUAUAAAGUAAACCAAAUAGUUAGAUUUUGAAAAUAAACCUCUGUAACUUUGUAUAUGCCUUGCAUGAUUUGAAUCUUUGUGCUUAAUUGCUACAUCUGUCAUUGCUUUAGUUAAGUAUCUUUUCAUCUUUUCUAAAGAAAAUACCAGCACCGACCCUUUUUUUUGGGUUACAAGGUAGACUGAGGGAUAGGUUAACAAGAAUCGAACCUAGGCCCCGUGAUUGUCCGAGGAAUAUAGUACUUACUACCACUAGGCAAGACCUGAUUCUCCCCUUCAUUUUUAGUGCUUUUUCAAAUUGGAAUUAUCCGAAGUUUGAAUCAAUAGAUAACUCAAAUACAAGCAUGAUCAUACUUGCAUGUCUUACAAUAGAAGCAUUGUUGUGUACCACUUUCUCAUAUUCUCAUUCACGCCUUUUUUCUUUCUUUUAAUGUGGAGGUUCCAAAUAGCAUUUUGUUCAAAGGAAUCCUCCAAAAUUCCAAUAAAUUAGAAGCUUGAAUCAUUCUGCUACUCUUUUUUUUUUAAAAAAACUAAAUCAUUCUGCUAUUCAUACCUCUUCAAAUAUAAUUAUAAUAUUAAUAAGCUGGACAUCAAAAACACUAAAGAGCAAGAGAACAAAGCUUCGAUAUUUGGAAUAUCAGUAUGAAAUUAACGGAGAAUCAGACCUUUGCUCAGUUGGAGGAUGUACUGUUUUUUGCCAGAAGUAACUUAGGUUCUAUUCUCAUUGCUUCUUUCUUAGCCCUUUCAUUUUCUCAACCUACCCUAUACCUAAAAAAUUGAAAUGCAUCAGAUAGAUCAGUUCACUUAAAAUUUUGACUAUGGUUUAUAAGUUACAAAUUCAUAGUAUCCUAGUAAAUGUUAUGUUAACUAUCCUAGUAAAUGAAAACAUGAAACCCACCCACCAAUUUAAUAAAUUAAUCACAGUUUGGAUACAAUAAAGGCAUUUAUGCUAAUUUUACUACUUUGUCUGUUUAGUUUGUUUGUUACAUUUUAACUAAAACUGUGUUGUUACAUUUUAACUAAAACUGUGAGAGUCUUCUGGUUGAAGUGUAAAAACAAAUUGUAACUAGGAAUGGAUUUAUCCAAUUAGGUGCCAUGUUAAUUAACAGUGUCUUUAUGUAU
Messenger RNA from Amaranthus tricolor (Joseph's coat), 4481 nucleotides. RefSeq names its product pentatricopeptide repeat-containing protein At3g16010. The record is from RefSeq and is a predicted model, not a curated record. The coding region runs from base 120 to 2036 and encodes 638 amino acids. Lineage: Eukaryota; Viridiplantae; Streptophyta; Magnoliopsida; Caryophyllales; Amaranthaceae. The transcript is spliced from 6 exons. Gene Ontology annotation, molecular function: protein binding.